Apodemus sylvaticus (European woodmouse) is the source of this 1119-nucleotide messenger RNA. Its product is annotated as tektin-5-like. The record is from RefSeq and is a predicted model, not a curated record. NCBI's taxonomy places the organism in Eukaryota, Metazoa, Chordata, Mammalia, Rodentia, Muridae. Gene Ontology annotation, biological process: cilium assembly; cilium movement involved in cell motility. The transcript has a single exon. Gene Ontology annotation, cellular component: sperm flagellum; microtubule cytoskeleton; nucleus. Bases 1 to 1119 code for a protein of 372 amino acids.
AUGGAAUUUCUUGGAACCAUUCAGGCAGCGAGUUACUGUGGCUCCAAGAAAGACUGGGGCUGGCAGUGGUUGCCCCCUGCUGGGCAGGACCCUGACGUACAGGCGUGCUAUGAACCCUUUCACCUGCCCCGGUGCCGCUCUGCGUGGAGACCCAGAGUCUUCUACAAUAUCCCCACCACCCAGAAAAGCCCGGAGGAUAGCGCAGGCGACCGGCGGCCGCGCACCACCCUGCCCUCGCUCCACUCCCCGUUCUUCAGUCGCUAUACCCAACGCGAGUGGGACCGCUCUAAUGAUCUGCUGAUCAGUAUUGCAGAGGCAUCGCGGCGUCGGGCCAGCCGGCUGACAGACGACUCCCUGCGGAUCAUGCAGGAUAAGGACCAGUUGAUACGCCAGUUGCAAGAGGGAACCUGCCGGAACCUGGACCAGAGGCUAUCCGACAUCUGCUUCUGGAAGUCCGGGUUGUGCCACGAGCGGGACAUGCUUAUAGCGGAGAACAACAGCUUGAAAACGCUCAAGAGGCGCUUGGAGUGCGCCGCUGAGGAAGUGAACUGUCCCCUGCAGGUGGCCCUGAACUGUGUGUACAAUCGGGAGAAAAGGAUGGGGAUUGACAUGGUCCAUGACAACAUGGAGAAAAACUUUCUCCGGGAAGCAGAUUUACUCAAAUGUUGCCAAGAUCAGAUGAGAAAAUUAGCUAAACGAAUUGAUUUCCAGGUGCAAGAUAACCGAGAUGCUCAACAUGCCGUUGAGCAGGACAUCGAGGACAAGAGCUCUGCGCAGUCUAUUGAAGAGAGAUGUUUAAACUUAAAAAACACACCUGACUCCAUUAGCUUCUUCCCUGGUGUGGAGAAGUUUGACGAAACGGUCUCCAUUCCUGAAACCUGGGCCAAGUUCAGCAAUAACAACAUCAGACACGCUCAAAAUAUGCGGGCCAAGUCCAUGCAGCUGCGGGAGGAGGCGGAUCGCCUGUUUGAGACCUUGUCAGACCAGAUGUGGAGGCAGUUCACCAACAUCGACCAGGCCUACCAGGAUGCCCAGCCCGGAGCUCUACAGGGACUUACCACACUGUUUGCUCGCGGCAAACACCCAGUACAACCCUGUAGUUGCAGAGCAGUUUUCUAG